AUGACUGAACCUAAAGAAUACAAUGAGCCAAUGAAGAAAAAAAUAAAUUUUACUUUCAAAAAUGAAAUGAAAGAACCUAAUAAAAUAAUAAUCAAAAGGGUUGGUAAAAUGAGUUCUGGUUAUAACAUAUCUAUUAUUAACUCCCCUACAAAAGUUUUAUCUAAGUCAUAUGAAGUAAAUCAAUUAAUGAAACUAAAUAAAGUUAAUGAAAUAAUCAAAGUUCAUUGUUUCCUAGAUGAUAUACAAUUUCAAAAUGAUUGCAUCUUAAUAUUUAAAAUAUGUGAUGUGAAAGAUCCAGAAGUUACCAUUUAUGGGAAGUUCUGGACUCGAGAAAGUAAUCCACAAUAUCUAUCAAAAAUGGAAUGUCAUAUCAUGGGAAGGUUAAUAUUUCCAAAAGUUGAAAACAAAGAACCUAUCUUUAAUUGUAUUUGGAUUGGAAAUGGAAAAGAAAAUAUUUAA
Messenger RNA from Entamoeba dispar SAW760, 459 nucleotides. RefSeq lists its product as uncharacterized. The transcript has a single exon. NCBI's taxonomy places the organism in Eukaryota, Evosea, Mastigamoebida, Endamoebidae. The record is from RefSeq and is a predicted model, not a curated record. Bases 1 to 459 code for a protein of 152 amino acids.